UGGCUCAGGCACAGCCGCGUCUUUGUUUCUGGACGCCGACAAACCCGUCUGACCAAAUGUUUGUCGUUAUCGUGCUGCCGUGCAGCUCAUGUCGCUCAGCAGUGACUUUUCACAACGGGAAUGUAAAUGUGUCAUCACUUGACACAUGUAAGAAAGAAAACAUCUGAGGAGCAGAACGGGGAAGUCCAAAACAAACACAGAAGAACGUGACCAUUGUUUUUUUCUUCGAUGACCUACUUUAAAGUCUGUUUUCCCACAGUCCUUCAGGACAUUUGACCAUUUUGUCUUUAGAGCAUUUAGAAAAUAAGUCAGAAAACUAUUAAGAUUACAUAGACUUUAUGGAAUAGUAAUAAAGUCUUAGAAAGUAAAACUAACUUUUCCAAGUCCCCCACUUAGAAAAACUAGUUCCGUUUUAACUGCUAACGCCACAAGUCGCGGAAGACUCUCAGAUAAACGUGAUAAGAAGCUCUGUUUGUGUUUGAUUAGAAACUCGACCAACCGGUGGAAACGGUUUCUGCAUGAACAGAUAGAACCACGGGGCUCGUAACAGUUCUUCUCCCUCAGCGCGGGCAGUUUAGUGCAUUGCUUUUAUUCGUACCGGUGUGUUCCAGUGGGUUAGGCCUGUUUUCCACUAUUGUCUCAAGACCCACCCACCUCAGACACUCGAGGCAAAUAUGGUCGGGAGUCCCCGAGCACAAAGAGCCCCCUCCUCGGAUCCGCUCGCCCUCAAACGCCACGCGACUGCGUGAACUGACGCUAAAACCCCGAAGAAGCAGGAUUCCACAAACGGAAGCGGUGCGAGGUGGACGCGCGCGCCAUGGCUUCCACUCCAUCCGCCUCGGCCCUGAGCGCCGUUCUCCGGUGCCGGGGGAACGUUUGGACCAGGAACACGCCGAGCAAGAGGCCUGCGACCGCCGGCUACAGCCUCGGACUGGGCGUCGGGACGCAGCGCGACGCGCAGCCCGAGCGCGCGCGGUCGAGCCAGACCUCGGCGAAGGCGGCUUCGCUGCGCGGGGAGCGCGUGAGGGGACGGCUGCUCGUGGCGCACACGUCCCCCCGCGUGGACGGCGGGGCGCUGCGGGACGAAGACGUCGCGGGCGUUAAGAAGUCGCUUUACCCAAAACUUUGGCGACUCCCUGCACGCGCGCAGGCGGCGCGCGGACUGACACCUGAGCUGCGUGGCGCGGGCACGUGCUCCAAAAUAACUCACUUUAUUCAACGCGAGACUCGUCGUGAGAGCUGUGCACGUGCCCGGCACCCCAGUGGAGCCGCGGCGGGCGUUUUGAAGGUGUCCGUCGCGUCCCCAGUGGCGCUGGAAGACGCUGCGCACGUACUCGACGCGCUGAGGAGCGCCUGCGUCUCUGUCGCCGCUCUGGUGUCGCAGCUGAUGCUGUGGAAGCUCCGCGGCAGCACGAAUGCACGCGCUGCACAUCUGCUUUGCCAAGAGGAGGAGAGACGCAGCGUCGCCCUGGCAAACGGACACAGUUGUGCUGACCUCACCUCCACCCAGCGCGACCCCAGCUGUGCACUAAAGAUCACAGAGGACAGGCCUGACUGAGGGAGAGUCCAAGGCCUCGGCGCCGAAAAUACACAUUGUAAUCUGAUGUUAUUUAUUGACUUUUACUUGACUUUUGCAAUAAAGGACCCACUUUUGUUCUUCAA
This is a messenger RNA of Betta splendens (Siamese fighting fish), 1662 nucleotides long. Its product is annotated as ring finger protein 183. The record is from RefSeq and is a predicted model, not a curated record. The transcript is spliced from 2 exons. Bases 818 to 1558 code for a protein of 246 amino acids. Lineage: Eukaryota; Metazoa; Chordata; Actinopteri; Anabantiformes; Osphronemidae.